Messenger RNA from Cervus elaphus (red deer), 1998 nucleotides. It is a transcript of the gene OCSTAMP, whose product is annotated as osteoclast stimulatory transmembrane protein. Gene Ontology annotation, cellular component: membrane. The coding region runs from base 94 to 1509 and encodes 471 amino acids. The record is from RefSeq and is a predicted model, not a curated record. The transcript is spliced from 3 exons. NCBI's taxonomy places the organism in Eukaryota, Metazoa, Chordata, Mammalia, Artiodactyla, Cervidae.
CCAAGUCCUGGAGGACGCAAUUCCCCCCACUUCCCCUCCACCUGCCAUCGCUGCCUGAGCCCGCCUGCCCAGAUCUGCUGCUGUUCAGGAAGCAUGAGGCCCCCCGGGGGGACACUUGAACACCUCAUCAGGACCGGGUGGAGAUUCUGGUCUUCGGGGCUCCGCAAGGCCGUUGCCCUGCUGCAGGCCACCUGGACUGCCUACUCCCAGCCCGUCCCAGCCGGCUGUGGCCAGCUGCUGACCCAGGUCCUCCUGUGUGGUUCUCUGGCCCUUGCUGCCGCGAGUCUGACCUACUGCUGGCUAGCAUCCUCGCUGCUUUAUCCUCUCGGGCCCUCGGCCGCGGUGGCCACUGCCUGCGGCCUCCUGGCCUUCCUGGGGCUGGGCCUGGUGCCCCCUGCCCGCUGCCUGUUUGCCCUCAGUGUGCCCACGCUGGGCACGGAGCAGGGCCGCCGGCUUCUCCUGUCCUGGAGCACCGCCACCCUGACCGUCGCCGUGGUGCCCAACGUCCUGGCCAACCUGCGCGCCGCCGGGCAGGUGCUGAGGUGCGUCACGGAGGGCUCCUUGGAGAGUCUGCUCAACACCACUCACCGGCUGCAGACAGCAUCCCAGGCCCUGGGCCCGGACGGCCAGGCGGGCAGCCAAGGCCUGACGCUCCAGGCCCAGGGUGACAGCGCCGCCGCCUUCCGGCUCCACAUGCUCAGGGUCACCCAGCAGGUCCUGGAGGACUUCUCUGGCCUGGAGUCCUCGGCCCGGGGGGUAGCACUGGGGACCCAAAGGGUGGUCACCGGGCUCUUUAUGUUGGGCCUCCUGCUGGACUCGGCCUGGUACCUCCACCGCUACCUGACCGACCUGCGGUUUGAUAACAUCUAUGCCACCCAGCAGCUGACUCAGCGGCUGGCAGAGGUCAGGGCCAGCCACCUGACGGCCUCCCCUCCAGCCUGGCUGCUCUGGGCAGCCCGACCGAGGCUGUCCCAGGCGGAACUGCUGAGUUGUCUGGUGAGGCUGGGGCUGUUCACCCUGCUCCUGAUGGCCACGGCGGUGACGGUGGCCACAGACUACGUGGCCUUCCUCCUGGCGCAGGCAGCUGUGGACUGGGCUCGGGAGCUGCCCACUGUGCCUGUCACGCUCACCGUCAAGUACAGUGCUGCCUACACCGUCCUGGGCUACAUCCCCUUCCUCUUCAACCAGCCGCCUCCGGAGAACCCCUACCUUUCUGCUCACAACUCCUUCCAUUGGGAGUUGCGCUUCACUGCCCCCAGCUGCCCGUUGCUGCCCGCCCAGCUCCCGCACACGGCUGCGCCCCUAGCUGCGGGCGCCCUGCAGCUCGCGGCUUGCUCCACAGUCCUCCUGGAGACCUAUGCCCGCCGCUUGCGGCACAGCAUCGCUGCCUCCUUCUUCAGGACCCAGGAGGCCAGGAGGGUCCGCCACCUUCAUGCCCGUCUCCAGCGAAGAUAUGACAGGCACCGAGGCCAGCCGGCGCAGCCGCAAGACGCUUCCUCCUGCGCCUGACCCCCAGGCCGGGCAGCAAGCGCCCCGCACAGGUAGACAGGCCUGCUGGAUGCCUGGAAGGACACGGAGCGGUGAGACCGAGGGGAAAGAGCUCUGGCGUAGCCCAGGCCUGAGUUGUAACCUUGGCCCCUCUGCUGCCUCCCUGUGUGACCUUGGGUAGAUUGCUUCCCCUCUCUGAGCCUUGGUUUCUAUAUCUGAACAAGGACUGCAUAGCAACAAUUAAUGUGACCUGCUUGCACAUGGAAACGUAGUAAGAAUGGAAUGAGACGUUGGGCAGCAAAGGCCUGGAUAAACAGAAAAGGAUGAUGCACAGUGCAGACAAGCUUCCUCCGGGCAAGUCGGGGGGCAUCUGUCCAGGCUGCAUUGGUUGCUAUCCCCCGUAGUUGGAGACUUUGCACCCUGAUUGUGUCUGAAAUGCCCAUGGAACUUAGCUACAUGUUCCUGAAUCCUCUGGAUUUAUUUAUAGUCAUUAAAAUUUUCUCGAUUUUA